This is a messenger RNA of Mesorhabditis belari, 513 nucleotides long. NCBI's taxonomy places the organism in Eukaryota, Metazoa, Nematoda, Chromadorea, Rhabditida, Rhabditidae. The record is from the annotation of a GenBank genome assembly.
AUGUUUGCCGAGGUGCUGAUUGGUGUCCUCAUCGAUUUUUCCCUUGCUUUCAUUGAUCUAUUCUCUUUAUAUCUUUUAUUCAAAGCGAAACGAUUAGCCCCAAUGUAUCGAAUCAUUCAACUAGCGUUGAUCACUGAUUUUCUUGAGAUUUCCAGUCGUCUAAUACAUGAUUAUAUUGAUCGAAUCACUGAACAAGAGAAUUUCGGAACACGUUGGUAUGGUCAAUUGAUGUUGACGAUUCUUUUGGCUUUAUGUCAUUUCGCGAUCAUCUUAUUACCAAUGAGAUUUCAAGCAUUAACGACAAAGACGAUGAUCUUUAUCAUUGUCAUCUUUGCUGUUAUCCCGGCUUUCGCCAUCACAAUCCCACUUUUCUUUGCAUGUUGUGGCUUCAAAUUCUACCUCACUGGCUACUAUUGGAAUCUUGACAAUUCUAAGCCCGGCUAUCAAUUCUAUACACUUUUGGGAAUCAUCUUGCAGCUGAUAGCUGUCGCUUUCUUGGUACUCUCUGAUGUG